This is a messenger RNA of Chionomys nivalis (European snow vole), 1871 nucleotides long. It is a transcript of the gene Rad51c, whose product is annotated as RAD51 paralog C. The transcript is spliced from 9 exons. Bases 10 to 1110 code for a protein of 366 amino acids. The record is from RefSeq and is a predicted model, not a curated record. NCBI's taxonomy places the organism in Eukaryota, Metazoa, Chordata, Mammalia, Rodentia, Cricetidae. Gene Ontology annotation, biological process: reciprocal meiotic recombination; meiotic DNA recombinase assembly; DNA repair. Gene Ontology annotation, cellular component: replication fork; Rad51C-XRCC3 complex; Rad51B-Rad51C-Rad51D-XRCC2 complex. Gene Ontology annotation, molecular function: crossover junction DNA endonuclease activity; ATP-dependent DNA damage sensor activity; four-way junction DNA binding.
GCUUUCAAAAUGCAGCGGGAAUUAGUGAGUUUCCCGCUGUCUCCCGCGGUGCGCGUGAAGCUGGUGGCUGCAGGGUUUCAGACUGCCGAGGACAUCCUGGAGGUGAAACCCUCUGAGCUCAGCAAAGAAGUUGGGAUAUCCAAAGAGGAAGCUUUAGAAACUCUACAGAUCGUAAGAAGAGAAUGUCUCGCAGAUAAACCAAGAUGUGCUGGUACUUCCGUGACAGUCAAGAAGUGCACAGCCCUAGAACUUCUUGAACAGGAACACACCCAGGGCUUCAUAAUCACCUUCUGUUCAGCCCUAGAUAACAUUCUCGGGGGUGGAAUACCCCUAACGAAAACGACAGAAGUUUGUGGUGUACCAGGUGUUGGGAAAACACAAUUAUGUAUGCAAUUGGCAGUGGAUGUGCAGAUUCCAGAAUGCUUUGGAGGAGUGGCUGGUGAGGCAGUAUUUAUUGACACAGAGGGAAGUUUUAUGGUUGAUAGAGUGGCAACCCUUGCAACUGCCUGCAUUCAACACCUUCGCCUUAUAGCAGGAGCACACACGGAUGGAGAACAUCAGAAAGCCUUGGAGGAUUUCACUCUUGAAAAUAUUCUUUCCCAUAUUUAUUAUUUCCGUUGUCAUGAUUACACUGAGCUGCUGGCACAAGUCUAUCUCCUUCCAGAUUUCCUUUCAGAUCACUCAAAGGUGAAGUUAAUGAUAAUCGAUGGCAUUGCUUUUCCUUUCCGUCAUGACUUUGAUGAUCUGUCCCUUCGUACACGGUUACUGAAUGGCCUAGCCCAACAAAUGAUCAGCCUCGCAAACAAUCACAGAUUAGCUGUUAUUUUAACAAAUCAGAUGACAACAAAGAUUGAUAAAAGUCAAGCAUUACUUGUUCCUGCAUUAGGGGAAAGCUGGGGGCACGCUGCUACGAUAAGGCUUAUUUUUCAUUGGGAACAAAAGCAAAGAUUUGCAACAUUGUACAAGUCGCCCAGCCAGAAGGAGUCCACAAUUCCAUUUCAGAUCACGCCUCAGGGAUUUCGAGAUGCUGCCAUCACUGCUUCUUCGUCACAGGCAGGAGCGUCUUUGAAUUUCCGGAAACGGUCACGAGAACGAGAGGAAGAGUGCUGACCCAAAACUAAUCUCAGUAUACAGUUAGACUCGCCAUGUGAUAUUCAUUGUAGUACAUAUAAGUUUUUGAUACUCUUUAAAUUUAAACACCUAUUCUUUAAAGUAUAGACACAUUCACUCAUGCCAUGAGUGAAUCAGAAUUAUUUGAUAUGAAUGGGAAAUAGUUACAGACUCUUCUGGGAAAAAUUUUUUUUCUGUAUGCAUAUGCCAUGGUGUACUUGUAGUAAGAGGACAACUUGGGGAGUCAAUUUUCUACUUCCGCUUUCUUUUUUAAUUUAUUUUUAUUUGUAUAGGUGUUUCGUGUGUGUGUGUGUGUGUGUGUGUGUGUGUGUGUUCGUUCACUGUGUGUGUGCUGGUGCCUACAAAAGCCAGAAUAGGUUGAUAGAUCCCCUGGAAUUGAAGUUAAAUGAUACUGAGUCACCAUGAAGGUGCUGGGAACCAGACCCCAGCCUUCUGCAAGAGCCAAAAAUGUUCCCUAAAUCUGAGCAGUGGUGGUGCACGCCUUUAAUCCCAGCACUUGGGAGGCAGAGGCCAGUGGAUCUCUGCGUGUGAGGCCAACCUGGGUUACAGAGUGAAUUCCAGUACAGCCAGGGCUAUAUAAAGAAACCCUGUCACUGAGGGAGAAUCCAGUCUUUUUUUUCUCUACUUACUGUCUCCAUUUGGUUUGGACAAACAAGUCUACCUGGCAGAUGGUGGUUGCAUUUGGAUUUCAUCUUAGAGUUAGAUUGUAUGAUAAAUUAAAAAGAUACAGAUUUUUUUUU